Cladocopium goreaui is the source of this 942-nucleotide messenger RNA. The record is from the annotation of a GenBank genome assembly. Lineage: Eukaryota; Dinophyceae; Suessiales; Symbiodiniaceae.
AUGGCGCUGGAGCUGAGAGAGCUCCUGUGGACCCUGCGGAGCUCGGUGGCGGCGGUGGAGCUGCGCUUGGAGCUGCUGCGGAGGACGUGGCCCCGGAGUCCACCGGAAUGGCUGGAGGAGGAGGAGGUCCGCGACCUGCUGCGUCCCUACCUGGAGUCGUCCCAGCUGCCGCUGCUGCUGCAGCUCCUCCACUCGGCCCCAAGGGCCUGGUGCAACGCGACGCGGACGCGGACGCGAACGUUGCUGGCCCUGGUGGAGCCCUGUGAUGUGCACCUGCUGCGGGUGCGCUUGGAUGUGAUCUUUGGGUUGUCGCCCGAGAUGUGCGCUGGGAGAUGCUACAUGCGGCUGAGAUUGGCAAAGGCUGGUAGCUGGAUGGAGUCAUCCAGCUUCUUCCUCGCAGUUCCACCGUUUCCAUCCCGCCCAGCCGGCUGUUUCUUGGACAACGAGUUCCAGUUUUCCAUUCCCGUGUCCUCGGGCGAUUCUGUGCUGAGCCUCUUCGGUCCCGGGGCCACUGGGUUGGAAGUGCAGUUGGUGGAUGAAGAUCGCAGCCCACUGCUGCAGGGAGAGCUGUCGCCAGCAGAGUUCUUGGCACAUAUGGAGCUUGGACCCGGCGAAGCGGCUGCAAGCUGCAUCAAGCUGGAGCCCGCAGAGAGUUUUCAGUGCACUGGGCUGAAGUCUUGUUCAGUGGCAGGUUUGAUGGCUGGACCCCAGCUGCAGCUGGUGCUUCGCUGCAGCCAGAUGGCAGCACCGCUGGACGCCCUGCCGUACUGGGCUGAGCCGCGGCUGGCGACUCCUUGGCAACCCCUCCCUAAGGUCACUAUGGAAGAGAGCGGAGCAACAGAUCUCGCACCUCAGACGGAGACGGUGUCUUGUCGUAUGAAGAUCUCAAGAUCAACGGGGAAUGAGACUGAAGUUGUGGUUCCACAUCAAUAUGUCGGAUAG